UUCGCCAACAAGUUUCCCAUCUUGCAAUUUGACACUGCGGUCUGCCACGUAGAUCGAACUUCCUGAAGACCCUGAAGUUUCCCAGGAGCAUCUCUGGCUGCAUUACCCGUCCUCCGGAGGUCUCACAGCCGGUAGAGUCCACAGCGGGGUCCGGUGGGAUCAGGGCUCCCCGUGAACACAGCGGGGGAGAGGACGUCUGUCUGUCCCGUUUAACAACAGCUUACAUUCCUGGACGGACAGACGGUGAAUAACGGCUCUGUCGUCCGUAACGCAAACUGCUCUGGGAUCUGUGAACGGGCUAUAAAGACAACCAGGGCGUCUUCUGAGAAAUGAAUCCAGACAUGCACAAUUUGACUGAAAUGUUCACGUAACAGGACAGAAGCAAUGGGUCGCUUCGUCCUGCUGUUGGCCAUUGUGGUGUCCACCCUGGGUGGCCUGGUCUUUGGUUAUGAGUUGGGCAUCAUCUCAGGUGCUUUGCUGCAGCUCAAGGCAGAGUUCAGACUGUCAUGUGUCCAACAGGAGGCUCUGGUCAGCUCUUUAUUAAUAGGAGCUCUGCUGGCUUCCGUCAUUGGCGGCUGCCUCAUCGACCAUCAGGGCCGCAGGAACUCUAUCCUCCUCAGCAACGUCAUGAUUCUGACCGGCAGCCUGGUCUUACUUAUCAGCUCUUAUUCUGCAUUGGUGGUGGGCAGGGUGGCAGUGGGCUUUGCCAUGUGUAUAUCCUCCAUGUCCUGCUGCAUCUUUGUAUCUGAGAUGGUUACCCCCGACCGCAGGGGCUUCCUGGUAACACUGUACGAAGCUGGGAUCACUGUGGGCAUCCUGGCAGCUUAUGCCAUAAAUUACAUCCUGUCUGACUCUAAAAGAGGGUGGAAGUGGAUGUUUGGAUUAGCCAUUGUGCCGACUUUGAUUCAGCUCGUCUCUAUCUGGUUUCUUCCAUCUAGCACUAAGGAAUCUAUAAGCCAAAGACAUUGCUUUCAAGCUGAAAGAGACAUUAUGAGCACCAUCGAAAUCCAAGAAGCAGAUGACUCAAAAGUCAGCUCCAGCAUAGAAAACAAGAAGGUUCAGUAUAGCAUUAUGUACCUUUUCCAGCGUAAGGACAACAUGAGAACCCGGACUGUCAUUGGCCUUGGUCUGGUGCUCUUUCAGCAGUUCACAGGCCAACCCAAUGUUCUCUUCUACGCCUCCACCAUCUUCCACUCGGUGGGGUUUCAGAGCAAUGCCUCUGCGGUGCUGGCGUCUGUGGGCUUGGGGUUCGUCAAAGUGAUCGCUACCUUGACCUCCAUGGUGUUUUCAGACAGGGUGGGCAGGAGGCCUCUGCUCAUCAGUGGAUGCUCUGUUAUGGCACUGUGUCUGAUAACCAUCGGACUCCUCAGUGGACAUUCGUUGACGAAUGCUAAGAGGCCUUGUGACUCCGAAGACUUCAGCGUUAACAGAACAGAUAUACCUCAUUUAACUGUUGGUGAUCGGUCGGUUUUUGAUUUAACUUUCCAUGAUAGCCAAAGACUCCUUAAUAACCACACACAAGGUGAAAAUGUAGUACUUGAUCGAGUUAGACAGAGACCACUGAACACUCCUCCGGCAUCUUCUAUUGGCGUCCAUGGCACAGUUGUGAACUGGAUGAUUCUUGUGUGUCUGAUGGCUGUGGUCAGUGCAUACUCCGUUGGAUUUGGACCAAUGACCUGGCUUCUCCUCAGUGAAAUAUUUCCAGCUGCUAUCAGAGGAAGGGCAUUCGCAUUCACCAACUGCUUCAACUGGGCUGCCAACCUGCUGGUCACAUUCACUUUCUUGAAUUUCAUCGAUUCGAUCGGUCUGUCUGGGAUAUUUCUUCUGUAUGGGAUGAGUGCUGUGGGAGCUGGAGUUUUCUUCUACUUCAUGCUACCAGAGACCAAAGGGAAGACUCUAGAGGAGAUAGACAAGGAGCUGCGUGUAAACAGGUUUUACCACAGUGAGGAGUGCUGUGGCUGGAGAAACACUUCCCAGCAGUACCAGAGAGUGCACUGUCAAGUUAGCACCUCAGGGUGACAUUACCAUAGGCAGGCAUCACUGUUGUUUGGUACACUUGAUAUAUAAAUAUAUGUGCGGUAUGUUUGUGAAACAUGUAAGUAGUGUGUUUUCUAGGUUUUAUUGUGUGAUCAUGUGUGUUGCAGUCAUACCAAGCUAUCAAUCUGAUAGUGUUAAGCAUUUUACAUUUUUUAUAACAUAGACCAGUGGUUGUCCACCUGGUGGUUGGGUUCCCCACUAGGGGUCACCAAAGCUUCACAGGGGGGGUCGCGAGGUCUUCUUGAUUUUCAGAGGUGUAGGAAAACUUAAAAAAUAUACAUAGUAGGCCUGUAUCUCAGCAUUUUGUUAAUUUGUGAAGAAAACUAAAUGUAACUGUUAUUUAUAAAGUUUAGAUUAUGAUUUAAGAUUAGACUUUGGAGACCUGAACUCAAGUUAUAUUCACAGAGCCUCCACUCUCCGAUAAACAGCUUCAUCCUGCAUUAGAACAUUUUAAACAACCAAAGAGCUGAUAGAACAAUGAGAAGAAAACACUAAAUUUGUCAAAAAAGAAGCCUAUGAAGUAAGUAUAAGUAUGUAGUAUUGUAUGUAAUCAAAUCAAUCAUCUCUGAUGCAACAUUCACAGAAUAUAAUCUCUCUGGCCCCAGGCCAGGUAAUAUGAAGAAACACUAUUUUGACAAAUCUACCACAUGAGCACACUAUAAAUUAAAUUAGAUUAUGUAAUACUGCAGGACCAGAGGUACCAGAGUACACACAUUCCUUACUCAAGUAGAAGACUCAGUAAAAGUAGAAGCACUGACUCAACUUCUUUACUAUGUUCCAUCUUGUUAGGUCUUUUAUGUUGUUUUGGUCCUGUUGCGUCUGGUUUGCAUGAUAUGCACUAUGAGCUAAGACUGUUUUUCAUAGUGGGCCUCUGAAAAUUUGACAGAAGAUGAGGGAAAAUGCUUUACUGUACGUUAUGUUUUUAUUUUUCAUAUAAUGCAUAUUUAUCAGUUUUCUCUGGGUUCAUGGAUGAGAGUCAUCAUUUCUCCCUAUUCAUGUGAACUGUCGACAUUAAGAGGAUGCCCAAACCCACAGAAUUUAAACCCUGAAGAUAUGUACACUUGUGUACUGUACAAUUGUAAAUAAAAGUUCCAAAAUCAAUUCUUA
Molecule: messenger RNA, 3144 nt
Organism: Morone saxatilis (striped sea-bass)
Lineage: Eukaryota; Metazoa; Chordata; Actinopteri; Moronidae
Gene: slc2a10
Product: solute carrier family 2 member 10
Exons: 6
Coding region: 385-2019 (544 amino acids)
Biological process (GO): transmembrane transport
Cellular component (GO): membrane
Molecular function (GO): transmembrane transporter activity
Source: RefSeq, a predicted model, not a curated record